Peronospora matthiolae is the source of this 849-nucleotide messenger RNA. The record is from the annotation of a GenBank genome assembly. NCBI's taxonomy places the organism in Eukaryota, Oomycota, Peronosporomycetes, Peronosporales, Peronosporaceae.
AUGAACGUCAUCGGCAACCGACUCGCCGGUCGAGUGGCCGUGAUCACUGGAGCUGCCGGUGGCAUUGGCCGCAAGUCGGCCAUUCUGUUCGCCAAGCAAGGCGCCAAGGGCGUCGUAUGUGCAGAUGUGAACGCAGAAGCAGCUGCCGAGACUGCUGAUCUGGUCCACGAGGAGCUCAAGAAACUGGGCAAGAGCGGGAAAGUAGCCAUUGCGGUGAAGACCGAUGUGUCCAGUGCAAGGGACGUCGAGACGAUGGUGAACGUGGCCGAGAAGGAGUUUGGGGCGCUCCACGUGCUCUUUAACAAUGCCGGGAUCAUGCACAGCGCCGAUGACGACGCGGUUUCCACCCAAGAGGACGUGUGGGACCUCACGAUGAACGUGAAUGUCAAGGGAGUGUUUCUUGGCUGCAAGUACGGCAUCCCGGCCAUACGUCGUGCAGGGGGCGGGUCCAUUAUCAACACGGCCUCGUUCGUAGGGCUCCUUGGCGCUGCGACGCCCCAGCUUGCCUACACAUCGAGCAAAGGCGCGGUGAUUGCCAUGUCUCGUGAGCUGGCGACACUUCACGCUCGCGAGAACAUUCGUGUGAAUGCGCUCUGUCCCGGUCCAUUGAAUACAGAGCUGCUGCAGAAGUUUUUGGACACUGAAGAAAAGAAGCAGCGCCGGCUCGUGCACGUGCCUAUGGGUCGAUUCGGAGAGGCUGCAGAGAUGGCCAAGGCGGCAUUGUUCCUUGCUAGUGAUGACGCAUCGUACGUUACUGGAACGUCGUUCGUCGUUGAUGGUGGCAUAUCGUCGGCCUAUGUGACGAGCGAGACACACGUCAACCCGUUUGGGGGUCCUGGAGAGGUGUAA